AUGGCCGCGGACCAGCCGGCGCCCUCCCUACCGUACGGCGGGCCCUCCGACUCCGCGGGUUUCCCCGCUGGCUUUGACGGGCCACUGCUUCCCCGCGGACCACCUGUGCACACCGGACCGACGCCAUCCUCUUCGUUGCUCCGUACCGCCGAGCCGUACGCUCACGGCGGUCAUGCUCAGACACCGCCGCGCUUUGCCAAGCUCGACUUCGCCACCUACGACGACGCCGAGGACCCCCUCAACUGGCUCAACCAGUGUGAGCAAUUCUUCCGGGGGCAACACAUGCUCGCGUCGGAACGCACCUGGCUUGCCUCAUAUCACCUUCGGGGCGCCGCACAGACGUGGUACUACACCCUCGAGCAAGACGAGGGCGGCAUGCCCCCAUGGGAGCGCUUUCGCGAGCUAUGCCUCCUUCACUUCGGGCCGCCGAUACGCGGGAGCCGGCUGGCGGAACUCGGUCGUCUCCACUUCACCUCCACGGUGCAGGACUUCGCCGACCGCUUUCAGGCCCUGGCGUGCCAUGCGCCCGGCAUAACGGCUCGCUAG
Aegilops tauschii subsp. strangulata is the source of this 546-nucleotide messenger RNA. RefSeq lists its product as uncharacterized. The record is from RefSeq and is a predicted model, not a curated record. NCBI's taxonomy places the organism in Eukaryota, Viridiplantae, Streptophyta, Magnoliopsida, Poales, Poaceae.